Leptonychotes weddellii (Weddell seal) is the source of this 981-nucleotide messenger RNA. The record is from RefSeq and is a predicted model, not a curated record. Lineage: Eukaryota; Metazoa; Chordata; Mammalia; Carnivora; Phocidae.
AUGGAAAAAUGGAAAGCAACGCUGCUUGGCAAGCUGAGCAGAAGUGUGACUCUUGAGGGAGCUGCGGGACAGGAGCUACGUGCGGGACGAGGGGCUGGGGUCUCGUUGCACACUGUGGCGCCGGCGGCGGGGGGGCAGAGCAGCGGGGUGGCUGAGCCGGGCCUCCGUCUCUUUCUCUCUCUCUCUCUCUCUCUCUCUCCUGCAGCCCCCAAAGCCGAUAACGAGGUGCCGUCGCCGGCCUCCUCCCAUCACAGCAGCAACCAGCCGGCGUCGCUGACCGAGGAGAAGCGCACCCCGCAGGGCAGCCAGAACUCCCUGAACACGGUGAGCUCGGGCAGCGGCAGCACCAGCGGGAUCGGCAGCGGCGGCGGCGGCGGAAGCGGCGUGGUCAGCGCUGCCGUGCAGCCCUACGAUGUGGAGAUCCGGCGCGGCGAGAACGAAGGCUUUGGCUUCGUCAUUGUGUCCUCGGUGAGCAGGCCCGAGGCUGGCACGACUUUCGGCAAUGCAUGUGUGGCUAUGCCUCACAAAAUAGGUCGGAUUAUUGAGGGGAGUCCUGCUGACCGAUGUGGCAAGCUGAAAGUGGGAGACCGGAUCCUGGCAGUGAAUGGAUGUUCCAUCACCAACAAGUCCCAUUCAGACAUUGUCAACCUAAUCAAGGAAGCAGGAAACACAGUUACCCUCCGCAUCAUUCCUGGGGAUGAGUCUUCGAAUGCUACUUUGCUGACCAAUGCAGAGAAGAUUGCCACCAUCACCACUACACACACCCCUUCUCAGCAAGGGGCCCAGGAGACCAGAGCCCCUCAUCAUCGCUCCGACUUCACCUUCAACCUUCAGCCUUCUAGCCAUCUGGACUUCUUCCUGUUCUUCCACCCCACCUGCUUACUGCACCUCCUCAGUGCCUUUACACUUGCUCUUCCUUUGGCCUGGAGGACUCUGCCCCUGAACGAGUUCAUUGCUCAAUCCCUUACUCUGCUCCGGUAG